UAUCCUUUGGAUGAACGUGAGAGGAGAGGCAGCACCAGUAGUUCCUCAUCAUUAUGACACAUCACAGUCUGGUGAUAUAAAAGCCCGGGCCACUCCUUCUGCGCCCCGUCGCUCGGCUUCAGAUCCCGGCCAGCUUCAGGUUGCCGGACAGAGGCAGUGAGUGCGCUAGUGAAUGCAUGUGAGUUUCUGAGAGAAUGGCGACGCUAGUUAAUCCUGUAGAUACUCCCGCACCCUUCGGCGGUGCCAGUAGCAUCAGGAACACGGCAUCACCCGCAUCCUCGACACAGCAAUUCGACGACAGCAAAUAUUACCUGCUGGUGGUGAUUGGAGAGCUGGUCACUGAAGAACAUCUGAAGUGUGCCAUUGCGGACAUUGAGAAAGGAAUUCGUUCAUGGGACACAAAUCUUAUUGAUUGUAACCUGGACCAGGAGCUGAAGCUUUUUGUUUCUCGACACUCUGCCAGGUUUUCAGCCGAUGUGAGAGGGCAAAAGAGUCUGCACCACAAAAGCAAUGUGCUGGAGACGGUGGUGCUCAUUAAUCCAUCAGAUGAAGCUGUUAGCACUGAGGUACGUCUGAUGGUCUCAGACACAGCUCACCAGAAGCUGCUUGUCUUGGCCGGACAGUGUUUUGAAAAUACAGGCGAGCUUAUUCUACAGUCAGGAUCAUUUUCUUUCUCCAGCUUCAUUGACAUUUUUGCAGAUCAAGAGAUUGGGGAGCUUUUAAGCACCGUACAUCCAGCCAACAAAGCCAGCUUAACCCUUUUCUGUCCUGAACAUGGUGACUGGAAAAAUUCAAACCUCGACAAACACAACUUGCAAGACUUCAUCCAUAUGAAGCUUAACUCCCCAACUAUCCUUCCAGAAAUGGAAGGUCUCUCUGAAUUCACGGAGUACCUCUCAGAAUCUGUUGAGAUCCCAUCUCCGUUUGACAUGCUCGAGCCCCCUACCUCAGGAGGGUUUCUAAAAUUAUCCAAACCAUGCUGUUAUAUUUUCCCUGGUGGCCGAGGUGAUUCAGCACUGUUUGCAGUUAAUGGCUUCAACAUGCUGAUUAAUGGUGGAUCUGAUAGAAAGUCUUGUUUUUGGAAGCUGGUACGGCAUCUUGACCGAGUGGAUUCUAUUCUCCUAACACACAUUGGAGAUGACAACCUCCCUGGGAUCAAUAGCAUGCUGCAGCGCAAAAUUGCUGAACUUGAGGAGGAGCAGUCACAGGGAUCCACAACUAACAGUGACUGGACAAAGAAUAUGAUUUCACCCGAUAUUGGUGUUAUGUUUGCUAACAUGCCUGAGAACCUGGAGAACUCGGCUGCUAACUUCAGGGUUAGAAGAAAUGCUGAGGAGGCAUCUCUCACUCUACAAUACCUAAACAAGCUGUCUUUGAAACCUGAACCUCUGCAUAGGAACACAGGAAAUACGAUAGAACCUAUUAUACUUUUUCAGAAAAUGGGGGUUGGAAAGCUUGAAAUGUAUGUUCUCAACCCAGCUAAGAAUAGUAAAGAGAUGCAGUACUUCCUAAAAGAAUGGACUGGCAGUGAAAAAGACAAAGCACCCAUCUUUUUACCAAAUGGAAAAGAAUCUGAGCUCCCAGUCACAUACUUGUCUUCCAUCUCAUCACUGAUUGUGUGGCAUCCUGCUAACCCAUUUGAAAAAAUUGUCCGUGUUCUUUUCCCAGGUAAUUCCACACAGUAUAACAUUCUUGAAGGCCUAGAGAAACUCAAACACUUAGAUUUUCUCAAGCAUCCUGUGAUCACACAGAAAGAACUAUCUUCAGAUUCAGCCCCGACACUCAAGCAAGCAAAGAUGAAACAUAAGACAGACAGUAAGGAGAGCCUGAAGUCCACAUCAAAACCAUCACCGAGCAAGCACCUCCAAAAAGAGUCCAAAGAUGAAGCCUCUGAAAAAGUUAAAAAACUUAGUAAAACUGACUCCGUUCAUUCUGUGGAAACUCAAGAGGUGAUACAAAAAACUGUGAAAAAAGUAAAAUCUGGCGAAACAAAUAUCAAAAGCAAGACCGAGCAAACACCAAAAAUCGACACUCCAGAAAAAAAGAAAGUUGAGAUUAAACCAAAAACUAUAAAGAAAGAAACAAAGAAAUCAGUGGAAAAGAGCGAAACAGAUAAAAAAGAUGUCAAACCCACACCCAAAAAAGAAGAAAAGAUCAAAAAAGAAGAGAAGGUGAAGAAAGAAGAGGCUAAAAAAGAGAUAAAGAGACGAGACAUUAAAAAAGAUUCCCUUUUAAAAGAAAGCAGAAAAGACGAAAAGAAAGGAACACAGAAAGACGAAAAAGAACCUAAGAAAGAUUUGAGGAAGGCUGGAGGCUUAAAAAAGAAUGUCGCUGGCACAGCAGAGGUAAAAAAGCCUGCGCCUAAACCAAAGGUUGCAGCACGAGGAAAGGGUCCCGGUAGUCCUGCAAAAUCUAAAGACAAGGCUAAGUCUAAACCUGUCAAAAAAGAAGUUGGAGAAUUAGUGGCUGUCUCAGGUGCUACUGCUGAAGAACCAGCUGCUGAAGCUUCUGUCACAGAAGCUCUUGAGGCUGAGAGAUCAUUGAUGUCGUCUCCAGAAGAUCUCACCAAAGACUUUGAGGCUUUGAAAGCAGAGGAGAUUGUCGAAAAUGACCAAAUGCUAUCUCAGACCAACAUAGAAGAUUCUGAUCAAGGAGAGAUGAUCAAGCAUGGAGAAAUAACUCUUUGCAAAGAGUCUCCAGAAGCUGUAGAGUCCUUAGAUGAAGGAAUAGCAACCACUGAAGCUGAAGAGGAAUGUGGAGGUACUCCAGGGGAUCAAGAACUCAAUCAAAAAAGCAAUGGCACUAGUGAAAAAUUUGAGGAUGAGGGAACAGGGCUGGAAGAGUCAUCUGAGACCGGCGAUUAUGAAGAAAAGGGAGAUAUAGAGGAAGUGGAUGAACAAGAAAGAACUAAUUUGAAAGAUCAUGUAGAGCAUGAAGGGGAGCAGGAAAUCAAGGAAGUAUUAGAUUGUGGCACAGGAGAAUCACAAUAUAGACAAGACCAAGAAACUGAGAAGCAGAGUUUAGAUGCAACCACACCACCAAAGCUCUCUGCACCUGUUUCUCCCACACCUUCUAUUCACGAUGAAACCCUGCCAGCAGGUUCAGAAAGUGAAGCUGCGUCUGAUGAUGAAAAUCGAGAUGAGCCUCCAGAAGAGUAUACCACAUCUGGACACACUCAGUCCACAAUUGAGAUCUCAAGUGUUCCGACUCCUAUGGAUGAAAUGUCAACUCCAAGAGAUGUGAUGAGUGACGAGACCACAAAUGAUGAAAGUGAUUCUCCCUCCCAAGAUUUUGUAAAGUAUGGUAUUACCACAGAUCAUGAACGAAAGACACUCUCACCUCUCAAAGAUCUUCCUGAGUCAGACCACUCAAAGAGUGAUGCCACUGAGGGCCAUGAUUAUCAUGCAUCAGCUUCCACCAUUUCACCACCAUCUUCACUGGAGGAAGACAAAUCUGGCAAGGAGUGUUUAGCUAAAGACAAAUUCUCAUUUGGUUUAGACAGACUUAGUGCUACUACUACAACCAUGCCUUUUGUCAGGUCACCUUCUGGCGACCAAUAUAUAAACAUUGACUAUGUUCACACAGGCGUAUCUUCACCAAUUGAGCUGGGCACCACACUUGCAGGAGUGUCAAAAGAAAUGGACUCAUACAGUCCAGAGGACAAACCAUUAGAGGGUCCUUUAUCUCCUCAGUCCUCAGGUCAUACACCUUACUAUCAAUCCCCAGUGGAGGAGAAAGAUGGCACUCCACCAACAGAGGAAAUGUCCAUGCCCCAAGGUCCCAUUAUUGUUGACAUCACAAGUGACAAAGAAUACUCUCCCAAACAGGCUAGCCCUAUUGAUGAAGCGGUGCCCAUUUCACAAGUGGAAAAGGUGCAAUCACCUUGUCAUGACACAAUCUCAACCAAGGAAGAAAAGUCACAUUUUGAGCUUGACAAGUCUGACAAUAAUGAUAAAAAGUCAGCAACUGACAACGGUUCUUCAUCCUCAAUGCCGCCAGCUAAAGUAGAAAGUGUGUCUGAGACAAACCCAUUUGCAACAUUUAAAGAAGAAACCAAAAUGUCCAUAUCUGAGGGAACCACAUCUGAUAAGUCUGGCACUCCGGUUGACGAAGCUGUUGCAGAGGAUACAUUUUCUCACAUUGCCUCUGCCUCAACAGCAUCACUUGCAACAAGUUCUUUACCAGAACCCACAACAGAUGAUGUCUCGCCAUCACUACAUGCUGAGGUCGGCUCCCCGCAUUCCACUGAGGUAGAUGACUCUCUCUCCGUCUCUGUUGUUCAGACACCAACCAAAAUGCAAGAGGCCGAAGUCUCACUGUCUAAAGAGGAAAGUCCCCGGCCAAUGUCAAUCUGUCCUGAUGUUUCAGGCAAACUGGGAAUGCCACAGCAGGAAACAAAAUCCCCUGAGCAGUCCACGUCAGUUGAGCUUGAACAAGAAUCUCCACAAAACUCAUUUGCGUUAGAUUUUAUCAAGCAGUCACCAGAUCAUCUGUCAGUAGGAGUUCAACGUACAGCCACUGAAAAUGGUCCAACAGAAGUUGAUUACAGCCCCUCAGAUGGAGCAGCUGUCAUGGGAGAACAGCGCAAACCUGGAGGAGUGGGAGAGAAGCCGAUGCUUUUCAAAGAGUCAGAUAGUACCCAAGUUGCCUCCGUUUCCCCGUCAGAUGCUUCUCAGUCCACCCCAUCAGUUACAACACCAUCCCAAAUUGGGGAGCCAAGAGAAAUGUCCCCAAAUGCUGAGUCUGUAGCUCCAAAAGUGUCACCCCGCAAUCAUUCCCCCUUGUCUUCUGAUGCAUCUCUUGUUUCAAGCGGAUCAAGUACCGUUUAUGGGGAACCAGACAAAGGUAAAAUAAGCCCCACCUUAUUUUGCCAUGAGAGUGGAAUGCAUAAACCAGAAGACACCCAGCAGAGUAUAGAGAAGACUUCUCCUGUGUCACCCCCUUCUGCUACUGUGUCAUAUUGUUUUUCACAGAAGACAGAUGAGCUCAAACUUGGCCUAGGGACCAAUCCCUUCACCGACGCAAAAUCCCCCACCAGUCCCAAAUUGUCAUCUCCAUGCCAACCUUCUCCCUCUUCCAAUCAGCCAGAUGCUGAAGAAAAGUUUUCCAGCAGCACAUCAUAUUCCUACACCUCACAACAUGAGGAAUCUACCAAGAACUGUGAUGGUGGAUCUAAAGGGCCAGAUACUUCAAAACCAAGUUUUUCUCAUUCACGGGCAGAUGUGGAUUUGUGUUUGGUGACCUCCUGUGAAUAUAGGCAUCCAAAGACUGAGCUUUCUCCCUCGUUUAUAAACCCGAGCCCUCUUGAGUACUUCAUGAAUGAGGAAAAUCCUCUGGAGGAGGAAAAGCCGCUGGCUAAGUCAGAGGGUGGACCACCUCCGCCUGGAGGAAAACAACAGAGCAAGCAAUGUGAGGAAACUCCACCAACCUCUGUUAGUGAAUCAGCACCCUCUCAAACUGACUCUGAUGUUCCUCCUGGCACUGAGGAGUGCCCAUCAAUAACUGCAGAUGCAAAUAUUGACUCUGAGGAUGACUCAGAAACGCUACCGACAGAUAGGACUCUCACUUAUCGUCAUGCAGACCCACCUCCAGUCACCCCCAGAGACCCCGCUCCUGCUCCACCACAUCCUGAGGUCUCGAUGGUGGAUCCAGAGGUUCUUAAGGCUGAGGAGGCAUCCCAAAAUGAGGAUGGAGGGAAGCCAAAAAAGAAUAAAAUCAGCAACAAAACCAAGUCGUCUACAUCCAAGAGCUUGUCAAAAACAAGUGCCAUCAAGGAGUUGAAAACAUCUUCGCCAAAAAAGACUAUUGAGGAAAAAGAUGCCAAAAAUGCUACUAAUACAUCUGCGUCAAGGGGAGUGAAAAGAAGCACAAAGGCCAGCAGUGGAAUGUCAGUACCCAACUGUCCACCAAUGUAUAUGGACUUAGUUUACAUCCCAAAUCACAGCAAUGCCAAGAAUGUGGAUGCGGAGUUCUUCAAACGUAUCCGGUCCUCCUACUAUGUAGUCAGUGGUAAUGAUCAAACAGCACAGGAGCCCAGUAAGGCCGUCCUGGAUGCGCUAAUGGAAGGAAAGAGCCAAUGGGGAAAUAAUAUGCAGGUCACACUAAUUCCAACUCAUGAUACAGAAGUAAUGAGGGAGUGGUAUCAGGAAACCCACGAGAAGCAGCAAAAUUUAAACAUUAUGGUUUUGGCGAGCAGCAGCACUGUGGUCAUGCAAGACGAGUCUUUUCCUGCAUGUAAGAUUGAGCUGUAAAUGUUAAGAUGUUGUAUAUCGGAGAACAAAACACCUAAAAAGAUGUACCACACACAAUCACAAAAGCAACUAUUUUGGCUUACAUUCCAACUUCUCACUGGAGAAACCUUUAGUUAACGUUUCUCCAUAGAAUUACUGUAUCUCUUCUGAGUUCUCAGGUUGUAAAAAUGAAGGAGUGCAGAUUUAGGUGUGAAACGUUGUUUAAUUAGGCUUUGUUUGCCACAGAACAAGCACGUUAUUGGCAUAUAUAUAACAAGCAAGUUAUUGACCUCCUCAAACACACACAUACUGUACACACACACACACACACAGACAGACACAGACAGUGAUAGAUUAAUGCAAAUUGAACAACAGACCAAAUACAUAGUGAAUGAACAUUGUACUGUAAACUCAAAUUUUCAACAAAUAAAUGGAUCACAUCACCCCAUUGAUUGCUAAUGUUUACACCAAAGUUUGAAGGAUUGUUAUUAUGCCUUAGAAAGUUAAACUGAAUGUACAAAAAAUAUGAUGCACUUAAUAUGAAAACGAUUAAAUGGUGUGUAUGAUCCACAUUCACAAACACUUAAAACACAUUACAUGUAUAUCAUAUGAUGUUAAAGCUAUAUAUGUAAAAUUACAAACAUAAUAUUUCAGCAGCUCUGAGUUGUAAUACUAUAAAUGUGAGGCUUGCUACCUUUGCAGUUAAAUACCACACGGAACAAGGGUUUGACCAAUUAAAAAAAGCCAUGCGAAAACAUGCAUAACCUUAAAGGACUAGUUCACCUUCAAAAUGAAAAUUCUGUCAUCAUUUACUCACCCUCUUGUCAUUUCAAACCUGUAUAACUUUCUUUCUUCCGCAAAACACAAAAGAAGAUAUUUCGGAGAAUGUUGUUAACAGCCCCCCAUUCACUUGCAUUGGUUACAAUAGAAGUGAAUGGGGGGCUGUGCUGUUCUGUUACCGACAUUUUUCAAAAUAUCUUCUUUUGUGUUCUGCAGAAGAAAGAAAGUCAUAUAGGUUUGAAAUGACAAGAGGGCGUGUAAAUGAUGACAGAAUUUUCAUUUCAACUACUUCUUUAAAGCUACAGUUAACAUUCAUCUCAUACCUUUUCUUCCAGGACAGCAAACAAGUCAUUGACUUGAAUUUAAUAGUUAGCCAUUUUUUGUUUUAUACCGUCCAUGAUGGGUUUACAGUCUCCAAAACGAAAUUCUCCAAAAAUUGCUGCUUAUUAUUUGCACAUAUUGAUUAUUUAUUUCUGAGUAAUAAUGUUGUUAUAUUUCAUGGCCUUAUUUAAUGUUUAAUUUAUUAUUUUGAAUUUGCUAGCAUUCCUAUGCAGUUAAUAAUGAAUGAAGAUCUUUAACAAGGAAAACUCACGUGGAUUUAAAGUUGUGUGAACGUUGACAACAAUUGUUUUUGUUGUCAUUCAAUAACUAUUGUUUUCUUAUGCUCUAAAUAGGGUUGGUUUGAAAUGAAAAUUUCAAUUUAAUGUUUGAACUUAGCAGCGGUGCUGUAUACAUGGUAUUGAUUUGAAUCUUAUCCAUCUGCAAUUGUCAUUUUCUUUUUUAGUCAAUGUCGCCAGAGCCAUCAAGUUGAAAAACUGAAAACUUUCCUUUCCUUAGAAAUCUUUUAUAAAAUGCACUGUACUAUAAUUAUAAAUAGCCAGGUGGCUGAGUGAGUGACGGGAUGAUGUGCAUGUGUAAUGUAUUUCUGUAUACUUCACUUUUUUCUCUGCUUACUUUUACUAAAGAGGAAACUCAUUCUUUACUGCCAAUCAAUCGUUGCAAGAAUAUGACUGACAUAAUUCAUGAUUCACUUGGAUGAUGUUUAUUGCAUAAAAACAUCACUUUUAAUCAAGAGCCAUACACUUGAAAAUUGUAACAUCUCAUUAAAGGUUAAAGAGAUUUGAAAUCCAAUCAUCCAAUUCUUAUGACACCACCACUAGACUGGUCAGAUCAUGCACAGAUUAUACCAGUAUUCCAGUUAUGUGACGUCUACUUGAAACACUUAAGGAUGUACGUGUAAGUAAUAAGAUGAUGCGACAACUUGAACAAACAUGAACUGUGAAUUUGGUUCCAUCAUGGUCCAACUCUUCAGGAGUUCUUGUUACAAUAACAAUACACUGUUUUUGAAAUGUAACGUGUCAGACGUCACAAUUCAAAACUAAACACUAGACUCUCCUUAAUUCUGUGACAGCAGCAUCUAACAUUAACCACAUGCUUCUGCAAACUGCAUUGUUUACCUGCAAGACAUCCAAAUGACUACAAACACCACACUUAUUGCCGAAUUUUAACAUUUGCCUUCACUUCUCUCCUCUCAAACCCUCACAAUCUGUGCCCUUUCUGCGCUCACACCUUCGAGUGCUUGUAACAAGAAGUCCGCCGUUGUGUAUGAAAUAUAUCUAUAUCUUGUGAACUUGCAUCUUUCCUCUUUUCAUUCCUAACCCCAUAUCUAGACUCUAGAGGAUAGUCUCAACUGGAAGUAUUACCUUGUGAUUUUUCUCAUGUUUGUGUGCAAUAUCUUCUCCCACCUCUGGGGGGGUUUGAUGUAAAGGGAAGUACAAUUAAAAAGAGAGAAAAUGAGUACACAAUAAAGAAUUUUG
Triplophysa rosa is the source of this 8827-nucleotide messenger RNA. It is a transcript of the gene map1b, whose product is annotated as microtubule-associated protein 1B. The record is from RefSeq and is a predicted model, not a curated record. Gene Ontology annotation, biological process: regulation of microtubule depolymerization; microtubule cytoskeleton organization; axonogenesis. The transcript is spliced from 7 exons. Lineage: Eukaryota; Metazoa; Chordata; Actinopteri; Cypriniformes; Nemacheilidae. The coding region runs from base 195 to 6251 and encodes 2018 amino acids. Gene Ontology annotation, molecular function: actin binding; microtubule binding. Gene Ontology annotation, cellular component: cytosol; synapse; neuronal cell body.